Messenger RNA from Babjeviella inositovora NRRL Y-12698, 3552 nucleotides. RefSeq names its product Sac3p (gene SAC3). Lineage: Eukaryota; Fungi; Ascomycota; Pichiomycetes; Serinales. Gene Ontology annotation, biological process: mRNA export from nucleus. Gene Ontology annotation, cellular component: nucleus; transcription export complex 2; cytoplasm. Bases 13 to 3552 code for a protein of 1179 amino acids. The record is from RefSeq and is a predicted model, not a curated record. The transcript has 3 exons.
UUUACAACCAGCAUGAGUUCCGGUUUCAGUUUCCGCAACAAGGGACGAAACCAGGGCAACCAUAAUGGGGGCAAUGGAAACGGAAACAGGAAGAACCGGUCUAACUUUACCCAGAACAACACAUUCCAGAGCGGAGCCGCCGCGCCCUCCCCCCCUCCCCCCAGAGCCUUUGAGGCGUCCCAAGUAGUUGCGACGGACCCCUCACGUAAAAUUGAGAUCAGCCAGGAACUAGAUACGGCUCUUGGGCCGCUUUUUGCGCAGCUGUCCGGGUUUUCGGGUGUCCCACACGCGCCACGCGCAUUGCCGAAGUACCUUCUCGAAGAGUCGCGCCAAUUGGUGCCGAUUACAUUUAUACGCGACGACUGGGACGCUGCAAACCAGCAGAAGUUUGCACAGCUUGAGCACGACCGCAUUACAGACCUCCAGGGCUUGUACGAGGAUUUCCAGAAACUCCGUGACAUUGAGCGCAAAGAGAUGGAACGACGUGGCUUGGUGCACGCGGAAGACGCGCCAAUGGUAUUAGGAAAUGCGAUCGUUUUCAGGGGUACCUGUCUUGACAUGUGUCCGACAUACGAGCGGGUGCGACGCGCGUUGGAAAAUAACGUGAAGAAAGCAGAGCGUGACCCCCAGACGGGAAGAAUCUCACGCGACCGUGCUAUCAAGGCGUUCUCCAGACCCGCAGCGGGCCAGCCUCCACCGCUUCCUUCGGACGUGAGACCGCCACACAUCUUGGUCAGCACGCUUGAUUACUUGAUCCAGAACUUCAUCCACGCGCUCCCCGAAGCCCAUUCGUUCAUCUGGGACCGCACGCGUUCCAUCCGCCAGGACUUCACCUACCAGAACUACUACGGGCCCGAGGCUAUCGACUGCAAUGAGCGCAUCGUUCGCAUCCACUUGGUAUGUCUCCACAUGAUGACCCAGUCGGAGAACGACUAUUCCCAGCAACAGGAACUCGAACAGAUGAACAAGGCGCUCCGCACGUUGAUGGAAAUCUACGAUGACGUGCGUCAGCGUGGCGGUUCGUGUCCCAAUGAAGCAGAAUUUCGCGCGUAUACGCUUCUUAGUCACUUCCGUGACCCCAGCUGGGAGCGCGAGCUCCAAUCAUUGCCGCGAGACAUCUGUCAAAACCCUGUGGUCCAACGGGCCCUCAAGUUCCGGCUGGUUAUGGCACAAAACAACUUGGCAGAGAGAGGGGUUACCAACACGCCCGGUGCAGCUAACCUCUUUCAUGAGUUCUUCCGGUUGCUCGCAGACCCUACCACGCCGUUUUUGGUUGCCUGCUUGCUCGAGACUCAUGUGAACGAGAUCAGGUUUUAUGCCACUAAAGCUAUGGCUCGCAGCUACCAUUCCAAGGGCAAGGCGUAUCCCGCGGAGCGUUUUGUCGCGAUGCUUGGGUUUAACGAUAUUGAUGAGGUCGUGAAGUUUUGCGAUCACUGGGAAAUCGGGACCAAUGGUGGUGUGGAACUUGUGGGGUUCAAGCUCAAAUCGUUCAAAGACAAGCCCAAACAGACCCAAGCGUGGUGUCGUCUGGUGAAUGAGAAGGUCGGAUAUGGAAGCAGCUUGGUCGGGUUCAUCAACUCUGGAUUGUCCAAUGAUGACUUACAUCUAGGGGAGUAUAUGAAGAAGAGUGAAAGAGGUAUAAGUAGUCAAACUCCUUCCAAUGGCCUUCAGGCUAGUGGCUUUCAGGCCACCUCCAAUACCUCUCAGGCUCCUGUGUUUUCCCAAACGCCGGAUUCUACCGCCUUCUCCUCCAAUCAGACUUCACUGGCGCUUCCGUCGGUACUUUUGCAGGCUUCCGAUGCCUUUUCUAUUCCAGCCGCUCUGGGUGGUUUCUCACAAGCCCCUUCGAACCCGGUUCCUGAGAUCAAUGUCUUGUCCGGUCCACCUCAGCCAGCUUUGGGUAAACAGACACCGGCCGAGACUUCAGUGAAGGGCCCUGAAACCCCAGCCACCAGCUUCACCACCUCCUCUCCGUUGGCAUCUGUUUCUAAACAGCCCAAAUCUGCCCCUUCCUUACCUAAGACUACACCAAAGCUUGUAAGCUUGCCCAAGUUCACCGAAGCGGCAAACAAGCUCAUUGACCAGUUAUUACUCAAUGGUAUUCAGACCCAAACAAGAGCUAUUGUUAAGACUGUGGUGGCGGAGGAGCUCCAGAUGCGAAAAAAGGAGCGUUUGGUAUCGAACUUGAGUGAAGAACUCUUCCGGGCCUUUAUGGAUGAAUUCAUCUACAUUUCGGUACUCGAAUCACAAGCUGAGAGCUUCCGGGAUCAACAUGCGAAGACCAAAAUCUCCAAGUUGUUGAAACAACAGGGUGCACGUUGCUUGGCCAAGAGCGUGGCUAAGCAGAAGAGACGCGAAGAGGUAAUCUGUGCGAUGAAGUUCGGGGCACCGUCUACGGCGAAGCGCAGACGUAAGACCAAUCCUAACGCCUCUACUGGCAAUAUCUCAGUCGCUAAUGGCUCUUUCUCUGCCAUACUGAACGUCAUUCUUGCGCGCAGGGAAAAGACUCGCAUCGACGAGUUAUGGAAACCGUUGGAUUUGGUGACCCUCUUUAUUCGCCCUGCCAGUAACAACUUCACACUUGACAUUGCGCUAGAACAGAGGUGUGUGACUGGGAUUGUUGAUGCUAAAGACUGGAGCUCAUCAUCAUCGAGGUGGUUGGCCACCAAGUUGGGAAUGGUUUUAGAGUCUCACAACUUUGUUCGAACGGUCCAGAAUGGGAAGCUCAAACUUGAAAUCUCUACCAAGAAAGACUAUUCUAAUGCUGUUUUUGUUGUCUUUGACUGUGGCAUUUCCAGCACCCGAUCCAAAGAGUUGUUACUAGAUGUGCUCGAAGCCGAUGCCGAAAGGUUAGCUGUGGUGCAACAAAACAUCACUCAAUCUCGCUUUAGAGUGCACUUACUCGUUCUCUAUUGGGAUGCCACUAACUCCCGCCGGCCCACUACCGAGGUUUUGAGCCGGUUGAAGGCUGACAAGGUUUCCCUUGUGUCAAUCUGCGACAUGUCUAUGGCUGAUAACACUGUCGAUGAAGCCAGUGUUAGCGGCGCGGAUGUGAACGAGAGACUCCAAAACUGCUUCAAAACCUUGGGAGAGAAGUGCGAGCCUGUGCCAAUUGAGCAAGAGAGCAGACCAGAGAGGUCGAAGAUGGCCUCACCAGCGGAGCUCCAGGCGUGUCGCGAUGCCCUUUCCGAGAAGGAAGAUAUCGAACGAGCGAAGCAAGCCGAGGACAGAAAGAAAAAAGCGAAGCUAGCUCAUUUAGAGCGCCAUAUGUCUGGCUAUAGCCCGGCGAUUCCUAUGCGCUCCAGCGGUUUCUCUGCGAAUUCAUCAAAGACCCGGGGUUACCACUCGUUCAAUUCGUUCACAGCUCCCAAAGUGGAUUUAAGCUACUCGGACCAGUCCUUUUUGCCUCAUGGGGAUUCUUCCUUAUUGUGCACCGGUGCUCCAGAGAAAUCCAGCGACCCUAUUAGACCGAAAAGCCUGGGUCUCUCAAAAAACUUACUAGAGUUGAAAGCGUUGACCGCUGGUAUCCGAUCGAGACGUCCGAAGUCAUAA